CCCCAUAUAAGGCCACUCGCGAUCUCUCUUAAAAAACAUUCAUACCAUUUUCAGUCUCCCAACUCCAAUGGCGGGAUUCACUCACACUGUCGCUUUGCUCUCCCUUCUCACAACAACCGCCUUCAUCUCCAGUUUUGUCGUUUCACAGCCGCCCCUCGAUGCGGCGGAGCAAGAAUCGGUUUACCGGAUUCUUGAGUCUGUCAACUCUGGAAUACCAUGGCGCUCCUUAUUUCCGGACGAUCUCUGCUCCUCCUCCCCUCAUGGCGUCGUCUGCGACUACUUCUCUGACUCCGCCGCCUCGUCGGACGGCCCCGGGACACCCCAUGUUACGGAGCUCAGCUUUGGAUAUGUUUCAGACUAUUCCCCCAACCCGCCCUGUGAUUCCAACUCUACCCUCGACCCUUCCCUGCUUGUGCCGCUUUCCCAUCUCAGGAAGCUCUUUUUCUACAAAUGCUUCACUCUAACACAAGUCCUAUUUCCAGAUUUCUCCCAUUGUGAUUUUGUUGAAAACCCAGGAUUGGUUGGGUCUCUGGAUGGAAAAAUCAGUAACUUGAGGAGUUUAAGGAGGUUGGUUUUGACAGGAAGUGGUGUUUCUGGCGGGAUUUCAGAUGGGUUUGGUCAGUUGGUCAAUCUUGAGCAGCUCACAGUUUCAAGAAACAAGUUCAAAGGUGAGAUUUUGAUGGCUGCUUUUCAGAAUUUGAAGAAACUGAGGGUUCUUGAUUUAAGUGAUAAUGGGUUGGAGGGAAAAGUUCCAGAAUCCAUUGGAAAUUUGAGCGAGGUGUUAAAGAUUGAUUUGAGCUAUAAUGGGUUGUCAGGGAGAAUACCUGAAAUCUUGAAGGGUUUGAAGAGUUUGGAGUUCUUGGAUUUGAGUUACAACAGCUUUGGUAAUUUUGGGGUGCCAUUGUUCUUGGCUGAGAUGCCAAGUUUGAGGGAACUGUAUUUGAGUGGGAACUAUCUCGGAGGGCAGAUCCCGGAAAUAUGGGGAAAUCUUGGGGGUAUUAAGGGAAUUGGGCUUUCAGGUGUGGGACUUGUUGGGGAUAUUCCCAAAUCAAUGGGGUUACAUUUGAGAAAUCUGUGUUAUCUAGGGCUAGAUAAUAACAGGCUUGAAGGGGUUGUUCCUGAGGAGUUCGAGGAUUUGGAGUUUGUGAGUGAGUUGAAUUUGGAGAAGAACAAUUUGAGUGGGAGACUCCCAUUUUCUGCAGGCUUUCUGUCCAAAUUAGGUGGAAAGCUGAAGUUGGAGGGCAAUUCAGACCUUUGCAUUGAUCAGGCCUUAAGGUCUGCCAAGAUCAGUGGUAGACUGGGACAGCUGAAAGUGUGCAGACAACCAGAUAUUCCCCAAACUGCCCUUUUCGAUGUGAAUUCUUGUCCAACCCUACAUGCUGCUUCUUUAAUGGCAAUUAUCCCUAUUGGGCUUUUGCUUCUUUGUGUUUGUCUUUUUCUUGCGAGUUAGAGUGCUAGUUGUUGAGAUGAAACAUGUUACAUAUUUCUUGAGAUGUAUAAAAAUUGCCCAAAAAACUUGAUGAAUUGUUGAUAGAAAAUCAGUUUUGGUCUUUUCUGGAACUGUUUUAUUCAGACAAUCUAGUGGGCAGUUCUGUCUGGAUUGAUUGACAUUAAUAUUCACAUGAAUUGUUCCUGAAUUCUGAAAUGUAAAUAUGAAGGGAUUCCAGGCUGUUGUGCAAGAACCUCAGAGAAAACAAAAGCCACAUUCAUGGCAAUCAUAUUAGAAAUGAAGCUAGUAGAUGUGUUCUGAUUCUAUAAUUAGUUCCAAAUAAGAACAGAGAUUCAGGGGGGAAAAGGGAGAAAAAAAAAAAAAAGAAAAAAAGAACAGAAGUUCAUGGUUGGUUUACACAAGGGAUCAUCAUCAUCAUCAUAAUCAUGGUUGUCUAAAAAAU
Molecule: messenger RNA, 1892 nt
Organism: Sesamum indicum (sesame)
Lineage: Eukaryota; Viridiplantae; Streptophyta; Magnoliopsida; Lamiales; Pedaliaceae
Product: ROP-interactive CRIB motif-containing protein 7
Molecular function (GO): protein binding
Source: RefSeq, a predicted model, not a curated record